This is a messenger RNA of Penicillium odoratum, 672 nucleotides long. RefSeq names its product class I SAM-dependent methyltransferase. Gene Ontology annotation, molecular function: S-adenosylmethionine-dependent methyltransferase activity. The record is from RefSeq and is a predicted model, not a curated record. NCBI's taxonomy places the organism in Eukaryota, Fungi, Ascomycota, Eurotiomycetes, Eurotiales, Aspergillaceae. The transcript has a single exon. The coding region runs from base 1 to 672 and encodes 223 amino acids.
AUGAUGCAAACCACACCAAAACCCACCCGCGAUGGAGCCGCUGUGUAUAGUCCCUUUGUUUUAUCUUUAUAUGACAUCUGGGUUCUGGCAAUAUGCAACUCAUUUGUCUGGUGUUGCGCGACAACAAACAUUCAACUCCCAUUCUUCAAGAAGUUCAUGGGCACCCGACAUCUAGACAUCGGUCUCGGAACAGGUUAUUAUCCUGCCAAUGCCGAAAUCCCCGAAAAAACACAAAUGACACUGAUGGAUUUGAAUCCAAAUUCUUUGAAGUACACCAAGGAGCGUCUAGGUAGACCUGAUACUCGGACUAUCCAGGCGGACGUUUUGCAGCCCCUGCCGUUAACAGGUGUCUAUGAUUCUGUGUCAAUUUUCUUCCUUGUUCAUUGUCUGCCUGGCCCUGUGGAAAACAAGAUGGCGCUUUUCACGAACUUGAAACCGUAUCUUGCUGAGAAUGGCAAGAUUUAUGGCACGACAGUCCUUGGGAAGGAUGUGUCGCAUAAUUGGUUUGGGUGGAUUUUGAUGUUUCUUUAUAACUGGCAGGGAAUAUUCAGUAACUGGGAUGAUGGUGAGAAGGAGAUUCGGGAGGCUCUGUGUAGGGACUAUAUGAAUGUUGAGACGAGGGUCGUGGGGCGUGUUUUGAUGUUUGUAGCUUCACAGCCUAGGCUGUUGUGA